This is a messenger RNA of Phalaenopsis equestris, 995 nucleotides long. Its product is annotated as omega-hydroxypalmitate O-feruloyl transferase-like. The transcript has 3 exons. NCBI's taxonomy places the organism in Eukaryota, Viridiplantae, Streptophyta, Magnoliopsida, Asparagales, Orchidaceae. Gene Ontology annotation, molecular function: acyltransferase activity, transferring groups other than amino-acyl groups. The annotation marks the transcript as partial. The record is from RefSeq and is a predicted model, not a curated record.
CCGCAUCAUGAAAUGUUCAGAAUACUCGGAUCAAUUAAACAACAAAAUGUCCGAAGCACAAAACGGGAACACCAACGUCAAACUCAACAUCAAAGUAACCCGCUCGCCGCCGGUGCUCUUACACCCCGCCGGAGAUACUCCGGAUGGCGGCGACGGCACCUACUUCCUGUCAAACCUAGACCAAAACCUUGUGGUCACGAUGAAGACAAUCUACUGCUACACUGCGAAGGAUGGUCGGAGCACCGAAAACGCCUGCGAGGUCCUGAGAACGUCGCUGGAAAAGGUGCUCACUUACUUCUAUCCGUUCGAGGGCCGCUUUGGAGUGGACGAGGGAGGAAAGCUCGUGGUACGGAUGAACGGCGGCGGUGUUCCGUUCGUGGAGGCGGUGGCGGAGUGGGAGAUGGAGGAUUUGGGUGACGUGUGUUCGGCGGAGCCGGAGAAGUUGGGAGAGCUGAUUUAUUUUCCUCCGGCUGAGAAUAUAUUUGAAAUGCCGCUGUUGACGAUCCAGGUGACAAAAUUCAAAUGUGGCGGCUUCGUCCUCGGCAUGGCGAUGAAUCAUUCCAUGGCCGACGGUCUCUCCACCGUCGAGUUCCUCCACUCCUGGGCCGCAAUUGCCCGUUGUCUCCCUCUCUCUCUCCCGUUAUUUAUCGACCGCUCCAUCUUAAAAGCACGCAGCCCGCCGGCCACCGACUUCCCCCACACAGAGUUCUCCGACCUCGCCGCCUCUCUCUCCACUUCAGACUCUUUCUCCUCCCUUGCCCUCAUCCAUAAAAGCUUCACCUUUGAAGCCCAAAAACUCUCCCGCCUCAAGCUUCUCGCUACAGCCAAUGGCGAAUUCCCGACGCCGACCGAUGCUUGGUUACUCUACAAGGUAGGGCGUUACUCCGCAUGGCGCUUUGUAAUUGAGCAACAUACGUUGAGAUUCCACAGAACUCGUCGUGAAUCUGCAAGGUACUUCGUUGCAAUGUGUAGGGGGAGUUUCAUGGUGAUUGAAG